Closterium sp. NIES-67 is the source of this 2250-nucleotide messenger RNA. The record is from the annotation of a GenBank genome assembly. Lineage: Eukaryota; Viridiplantae; Streptophyta; Zygnematophyceae; Desmidiales; Closteriaceae.
AGCUACUCACAAAGCUCACGACGACCCUCAAAUAAUGGUCUCUGUUUCUCUGCUGCUGCUAGACCCAGCAACGAUGCACACGUGAAACAGACAACCACUUUACUAGAGUGCGCUAUUUCUUCUUGCUCAGCAGUUGGAGGUGGAGGAGUGUCACUGUCUAUCGCCGAAUGUUGUGUGUGUACGCUUUGUCGUGCCGACCAGCCGUCAAGCCCGCCUUAUCGUCCCGGCUGUGCCAAAAAGAUUCCUGCAUUUGUUAAGUAGCUCAUUGCCCCUUCGAGAGCGUUGGAAACAUUAGGUCAAGCGCGUGAACUGGUGGAGAGGCCAGCGCCUUGGAGGCACGCACAGAGGAUGGAACGCGACUGGGCGUGGCUGCAGCCGUCGUGGGCGCAGCUGGAGUCGUGGCAGCAGCGGCAGCAGCAGGCGGAAGCGGACUGCGGCAGUUGGAACAGCAGCGCCGCGUGCAGCUGCUGCGGCCACAGCAGCAGCUCUACUCGCAGCGACGGCGAGUGGUUGUCGGGCGCGCCGUCGUUCGACGACACGUGGCCGGAGCAGGUCGUGCUCGUGCCCACUCGUUUCGGCCCCCUGCGCGUGACUAUAUCGGGCGACCGCCGCAAUCACCCGCUCCUCACGUAUCACGACAUCGCCCUCGAUCACGCGUCGUGCUUCGGGGCGCUUUUCCGGUGUCCCGACACCGCGCCGCUGCUACGGCAGCACUUCUGCGUCUUCCACGUGGACGCGCCGGGCCACGAGGUGGGAGCGACCUCAGGGCGGCAGCAGCGAAGAAAGCUGACGGCUGAUGACCUGGCAGAACAAGUCGCUGACGUCAUCUCACAUUUCAGUCUGCCCGCAGUGACGUGCCUUGGCGUGACAGCAGGCGCGUACAUACUCACACUGCUCGCGAUCAAGCGGCCAGCGCUGGUGCGGUCGCUCAUCCUCGUGUCGCCAGUGUGCCGCACGCCCACGUGGAGCGAGUGGGCCUUCAACAAGUUCCUACUGUCGGUGCUGUCGCUGUAUGGGCUGUCCGCCGUCGUCGCCGGUGCCUUCUCCGGCAGAUACCUCUCACCACGCCCCCAUGGCCAGGGUUUGGCCGACGUCACACACGUGCCGGACCUCUCGCCUCAAUCGCCACCGUCACAGCCCCCCCACCAGGGCGCAGAGGAGGCGGAGGAGAGGGACCCCCACGCCGUGGCGCAGUACGCCGACGCCUUCAACAACCGGCGGGACAUCACAGAGGCGGUGCAGUGCAUCGCGUGCCCUGUGCUCGUGCUGGUGGGCGAGCACUCGGCGUUCCGCGACGACGCCAUGCACCUGCACGCACACCUGCCGCCGCACCUCGCCGCCUGGUUCCAGGUGCCCUCAAGCGGGUCGCUCAUCACGGUGGAGUGCCCCCACCGCCUGUGCACCCCCCUCGACAAGUUCCUACGCACCGCAGGCUACUCCUGCCCGCCCUGCUCGCCCCCACUCCCCUCCGCCCUGCCCUCCUCCUCCUGCCCACCCCCCUUCGUGCAUGCCUCCCCCCUCCCCCUCCCCUGGGCGUCCUCCCUGCCCCCUCGCUCCGCCAUACAGUACCGGCCGCACUCGUGCAUGCCGCUCUCCCUGCAACACUACGACCCCUUACAACCCUACUCCCUCUCCUCCUCCUCCUCCCCCUCCUCCAGCGACUCUCCUCAUGCCUCCUCCACCACCUCUUCCUCCUACUCCUCCCUCUCCCACUCCUCCUGUGUCUGCCUGUCCCCCCCAUCCCCCUCGUCGUCCACGUGCCACUCCCCCCAGCCGUCCUUCCGCCCCGAGGACCUGUCCCUGGACGCCAUAGGCCGCACGCUCAAGCCCAUUCGCACGCGCAUACACCCCGAGGUGGCAGGCGUGAGCAAGGGGCUGCCUCAAGGGAAGCCGGUGUGGUGCUGAUGCUAAUGUGCCUUGCGAGUGGCAGUUCCAAGCGUGGGUGCUGGUAAUGUGGCAGCGAGCAGUUACAGUUGAGGGGUAAGGGCAGAAAGGUAGGAUUUACUAAGGUGCACGGGCUUCCUGCUGUUCAGAGUGUGAAGCUCAAGGGGCUAGGUGCAUGAGCACGGCAACAGCAGUUACCGAGAGUAGGAGCUUGCGCACAGUCGUGUGAGUAGGAUGUGAGCACAUGCUGUGUGAACUGCAGCCACUAGCAGCGGCAUAAAGCCUCUUGCUGCUGCUGCCUCGCAUGACUAGAUGCCAGUAGGUGCUUUGUGAGCGGGCUAGCUCGAGCAGCUCAUUCAUUUGAAU